Molecule: messenger RNA, 4361 nt
Organism: Megalops cyprinoides (Indo-Pacific tarpon)
Lineage: Eukaryota; Metazoa; Chordata; Actinopteri; Elopiformes; Megalopidae
Gene: rgl3a
Product: ral guanine nucleotide dissociation stimulator-like 3a
Exons: 18
Coding region: 86-2464 (792 amino acids)
Biological process (GO): positive regulation of GTPase activity; Ras protein signal transduction
Cellular component (GO): plasma membrane
Molecular function (GO): guanyl-nucleotide exchange factor activity
Source: RefSeq, a predicted model, not a curated record
UGGAAAUAUGUGUAUGCGUAUCAAUCUGGAGAACCUGCUCUGAACUUGAACAGUAAGAGGAUCCUGAAGUCCCUGCGCGCGGGACAUGCGGCAGUGUGGCAGGUCCAGGCUGGUUCUGGCCGGACGGGAGAGGGGACUGCGAGCCCGAGUGGGUCAGAUGAAGAAGAGGCUGUGUCUGGGUCACACCAACCGUGUGGAAAUCCAGCUGGACCUGGAGCCGGGGGUUUGGCUCCGGAGCUUCCACCUUCUGGACACUGAACACCCCAGUCCGGAUCCAGUGCAGGAGUGGGGGGAGGAAGUGGAGGAUGGAGCGGUGUAUGGGAUAACCCUACGAAGAGAGCCUGUCCAGCAGCCCUCCAACCCCGAUGAGGCCCAGCCCGCCUUCAGCUUUGUCCAGUACCGGACGUGCAAGUUGCGCAGGCUCAAAGCCGCCACCCUUAACAGACUGGUCACCCACCUUCUGGACCCAGCCUAUCAGGAACAGGACUUUGUGCCCAUCUUCCUGUCCACGUAUCGAUCCUUUUCGGACACAAACACGCUCAUUGAACUACUCUUCCAGAGGGAUGACAUGGUGUCCGAUUUGGACAACAGCGAUUGCCAAAAGAGCUCCCUGCUGCCCCUGAUCCAGACCUGGCUGGAGGAGUACAGUGAGGACUUUCGGGACCCACCUCAGCACCGCUCCCUGCGGCUGCUAUCCGUCCAUCUGCGUCACCGGCCCUGCUUCCGACGCCUGGCCCAGCGUGCCGACGCCUUGCUGAAGAAUUUCCAGAGUAAAGACCGCGGGUCCUGUGGUCAGUCCACGCCAGCUAGGGAGUCUGCCGUGUUGGAGGAGGAGGGGGCAGUGCCAGAAAGCCCAGAGUGGGAGAACACUGAGGAACUGGGGGAUUUCAUGGACUUCCCUGUCAGAGACAUCGCAGAGGAGCUCACGCGACUGGACGCUGAGCUCUUUGCCAGAGUUGUCCCCUUCCAGUGUCUGGGCUGCGUCUGGUCCCAGCGAGACAAGAAGGAGAGCAGAAACCUGGCCCCCACCGUCCGGGCCACCAUCUCUCAAUUCAACGCCGUCACCAACCGGGUCAUCACCUCUCUGCUGCGCCGCCCGACCGCCACGCCCACCUCCUCUCGGCGCCCGCCGCCCGGCCCCGCCCAGAGAGCGCGCGUCAUUGAGAAGUGGAUCAACGUGGCUCAGGAGUGCCGGCAGCUGAAGAACUUCUCCUCCCUCAAAGCCAUCCUGUCAGCUCUGCAGUCCAACGCCAUCUACAGACUGAAGAGGACCUGGGCGGCAGUCAGCAGAGAAUAUGUGACCAUCUUUGAAAACCUGUGUAAAACCUUUCCGGAUGAGAACUGCGUGCUGACCAGCAGGGAGAUCCUGGUGGAGGAUGGGAGCCAACAUGGUGAGGAUAACUCUGCUUCCAGGUUUCCGAAACUGUGCUCCAUCCCCAGACAGAUGAGCACCACUGGUGGCAUUGUCCCAUACCUGGGGACUUACCUGACUGUCCUGACCAUGCUGGACACUGCACUGCCCGACACCAUGGAGGGUGGCCUCAUCAACUUCGAAAAGCGGAGGAGGGAGUUUGAGAUUCUCUCUCAGAUUUGUCAGCUCAAGAGCUCCUGCUCUCAGUAUGACCUACCCCACCACCCACAUAUCGCCCCCUGGCUGCGGGGCCACAAGCUGCUCACCGACCAGGAAAGCUAUGAAUUGUCACGUGAACUGGAGCCCCCAGUCGACCCCUGUCCCACCUCCCCUAGCAGCUGGAGCCACCGCCUGCUUACCAAAAAACUUUCCUCAUUGCUGACUGUGAGUGAGGGAUCAGGACGGAAGACACACGCCGACCAGAUCAGUGUGUCGUCCUCUGGAUCCAGCGGGUCUGAAAUGGAAGAUCUCUCCACACCACAGUCCUCACCCGUCAGGCUCAAGCUAAAGUCUCUGUCCAGGUCCUGUCACGAUGUGGCUGAGGCUUUCCCCACCGCUGCCUCUGAAUCCUGCUCCCCCUCCGGCUCCUCCUCGUACUCCCAGCCGGACCUCUCUGCCACCUCUCUGACCGCCAUUAGCUCAGACUCUGCCCCCGUCGCCCAGCACCAGCGCUCCGUGUCUAUGACAUCGCUGCCGCUCUACAACAAGCAGGUGGCCGACUCCUGCAUUGUGAGGGUCAGCGUGGAGUGUGGCAACAAUGGCAAUGUCUACAAAAGCAUCCUGUUGACCAGCCAGGACAAGACUGCACAGGUGAUCCAGAGGGCCCUGGAGAAGCACAACCUGGAGGAUGUAAGCUGCCAGGACUUCACUCUCAGCCAGGUGCUGUCUCAGGACAAAGAGCUACGCAUUCCAGACAAAGCCAAUGUGUUCUAUGCCAUGUCCACAUCCGCCAACUACGACUUCAUCCUGCGGAGACGAUGGAGAAGCUAUCGAAGACCUCUGGGAUCUUCCUCCAGUUUGGGCUCUCUGACAGGAGGGCGGCAUGCCAAAUAACAGUGCCAUCUCUGGCGUGGAGGAGUUACUGCAGCAGAAAAGGGGAAAAGAUCUAAAACAUUGUUUCGACAGGCUGAGGAUCUAAAGAAAUUUGAACACAGUCUUUUUUUGGAAAUGUUUGUUUGUAUUCUUUGUUAUUAUUGGCUUGUCUUUUAUUCAAAUAAAUAUACAUGUGAAAAGUCAGAACAGACUUAAACAUGGACCUGACAUCUUAUUUUCACAUUGAUGUGACUGGCUAUCAGCAUGACCUGACUUUGAAAAAAGUGCUGAACGAAAGAAUCAUGAUGGACAUGUUUUUGAGGUUACAAGGUUUUAGCGCGUCAACAGCCAGUCCUACUCUUGUAUUCUGCUAUGUGGGACAAACAUGUAUGGUUUUUGCUCCAGACAGAAACUGAAAACAUAAAUAUGGAAGGAAAACUACGAUGCACUUUAUGAAGAGUACGAGCAAGUCGAUGCAAGUUUCAGAAUACCUUGGAAGAUGUGAAAUGUUGGGAUAUCAAAUGGAACCGGCGGGAUGGGACAUUGUGUGGAACAUCGGAACGCCAUAUUGUGUGGUCUGGAUGACAGUUGAAAAGAAGCCUUGUUGGGUUUUUAUUCACAGUUGUAGCAUGCAUUUAGGACAUGCUUGUUAUAAAUGGACUCAGUUAAGACAAAUUCCUUAUGUUUGUUAGUUGUUCAGGCAACAAGCCACCUGCUGUCUGCAUAAAACUGACACAGAUAAGCAAGUUGUAGCACAUAGGCAUACUAAUUAUUUGUUGUACAUGGUAAGAUGUGCCUACAGUUUGUAGCUCUGUAAAAGUUUUCUCCUCUAACCCCCUAGUUUUUAACACUUCAUUAACCAACAUGAUUAAAAAAGCACUGUUGUUGAGAACAAGGCUUAAUUUGUAGGUAGAAGGAAAGGGACAGGGAAAAGCUUGAAAAUCUUGGAAACUAGAUUCCUCUUUGGAGUUCCCAUGUAAGGGGAGGGGUGCUGGUUGGUGGUGACCAACCAGCAAUGUAGGCAGGGAGUCUGUUUGGCAGACUCUGCAGUGGCUUCCUUGAGCAAGCUUGUGGACAGGAGGGAGAGAUGACAGACAGGAAUGUACCCAGCCAGGUCCCUGCGUUCCCUGGACGGAAGAGAAGUGACACUUCAUGUGACUGAAGAAGCUGGCCUAAAGAAUGCUGACUGCCCUGCCGGCUCGGUUGCAUUCCACAGCUGCCAGAGAGGACGAUUAUUAGAACGUAGAGAGAAGCCAGAGCAGUAACAACGAUAACGAUAAUCUCAGAAUCUGAGUUCUAAAUGGUAUGUUGCAUUUCAGUAUUAGUUCUGCGAGGGAAUAGAAGAAAUAUAUUUUUGUUGUAGUGCUUUAUAGUUUCUGUAGGUUUUGUUAGACUUGUGUUGCGUAGUCCAACGUCACUUGUCAAACAAUGCCUGAACUGGAUCACUCCUCUGAACCAAGUGUGUCGGUGUCUUUUUUUUUCUGUUUUCGUGCUCUGUGAAAACUGCCAUUCCCCUCUGGUCUGGGUUUCCUUUGGAUUUUGCAUUCAUUCACUGAGUUUCAACAUGAACAUAAAAUGUGCCGACUGUAUUGAAGUGUCUUAACUAAAGGGGUUGCCAUGGCACCCCUUUAGUGUGGGAAUGCAUUACAUGUAUUCUUAUUGCAGUUAAUGGCACCAUCUUGCAUCAAGCUGUGAGAAUCGAACAGGAGAUUGGAAUGGACAGCCCAGUGAGAGUGCACUGUGAUGACAGCAGAUGCUGUGUUCAGGGGUGCGGAGUAUUGGUUAAACUGCAGGGUGUUGCUUUAUUUAAGUUUCACUGGUGUACCCUCUCUUUAUUUGAGAGGGAGAGGCCAUCUUUUUAAAUGUUUGUCCAUUUUUCUGUGUUAAAUGAAGGAUAUGGAUUGUGUGUUGUCUUUUU